This is a messenger RNA of Williopsis jadinii, 1229 nucleotides long. RefSeq lists its product as uncharacterized. The record is from RefSeq and is a predicted model, not a curated record. Bases 197 to 1108 code for a protein of 303 amino acids. Gene Ontology annotation, molecular function: RNA binding. Lineage: Eukaryota; Fungi; Ascomycota; Saccharomycetes; Phaffomycetales; Wickerhamomycetaceae. The transcript is spliced from 3 exons.
AAGAUGCUUAACGUAGGGUAACACACUUCAGUUACCCUACUCAGACAUGAGUUUUUCAACCACUAAAAUCGCACACCCGGACAUUUCUGUGUUCCUCCCACUUCGUUGAACUUCACUUUUUUUUUGUUUCUUUGUUGUUGUUGUUGUUUCCAACAACUUCGACUUCAGCAGCAAUUUCCUAACGAAGCUGAUCCAAAUGGGUUAUCAAAACACUCUUUACGUCUCUGGCUUCAGCAGAGAUACCAAGGCGAAGGAUUUGGCUCCAAUCUUUGAAAAAUUUGGACCAGUGGAAAGAAUUGAUCUUCCUCCAACAAAAUCUAUAAGAUUCCCUCCUUACGCCUUUGUGGAGUACAAAGAGUACAAAGAUGGUGAGGCUGCACUUGCAGAGCUGAACGGGAAGCCUAUGAGCGCUGUUACUGAAACCACCGAUGCCGAUGGUGAUGAAAUGGACCAAGGAUCCGAUAGUGCAGCAGACACCUUAAAGAUUGAAUGGGCCAAAUCUGAACCACACCCACCAAGACGCUAUGGAGGUCCACGUCGUCGUUAUGAUGACGAUUAUAGAAGAGGUGGUUACAGAGAUUAUCCACCAAGAAGGGACUAUGGACGUUAUGACGAUAGAAGGGACUAUGACCGUUAUGACGACAGAAGAGGAGGCCCAGGAGAUUUCAGGGACGAUAGAAGAGGGGAGCCAAGAGAUUACAGAGGCUUUGAUGACAGAAGAGAAAGCUCAAGGGAUUACAGAGAUGAUUACAGAUCAAGAGAUGACUACAGAUCUAGAGAUGAUUACAGAUCAAGAGAUGAUUACAGAUCAAGAGAUGACUACAGAUCAAGAGAUGACUACAGAAGAGAUGAGAGAAGGGAUGCUUACAGAAGGGAUGCUUACAGAAGGGAUGACUACAGAAGAGACGACAGAAGAGACUAUUACAGAAGGGACGAGUCCAGAAAGGAUAACAGAAGUGAUUCAUACACCAGAAGAGACGACAGAGGUGACGACAGAGGUGACGAAAGAACCGAAGAUCAAGACCCUGGCUCCAGAAGAAAUUCUACAGGCGAUGUCCAUGAAGAUGAUCGCAACCGUGACAGAUCCAGAUCCCCAAUAAGAGAAUGAAACUACUCCUUUUUGUAACCUAGUUUAUCACACUCCAUAUAAACUACUACAUAAUCAAUCUUAAAAUGUAUGUCUGUCAUAUUUCAUUUGCAUAUAGUAUAAACGUAUUGGUUGGCACCAG